This is a messenger RNA of Toxoplasma gondii ME49, 7990 nucleotides long. RefSeq lists its product as hypothetical. The record is from RefSeq and is a predicted model, not a curated record. NCBI's taxonomy places the organism in Eukaryota, Apicomplexa, Conoidasida, Eucoccidiorida, Sarcocystidae. Bases 1123 to 7248 code for a protein of 2041 amino acids. The transcript is spliced from 9 exons.
UGUGGAUGCCAGAAUGGGUCGUGUGUAAACCCGGCAGUGCCGGGUGUCCGGAAGCUUGUGCAAGUCGCGUGUCAGAGAUUCUGCAAGACUUCGGGAACGAACUGCACAAAAUGACUCUUUUCCAGAAGAGAGCAGUGGCUGGAAAAGCGUAAGGGCGAACAGGAGACGAGAAACGCGGGGUUUGUGCGCCAGAACCUUGCACAUGCGUUCGCGAAUUUAGUCGAAAGGCCCGUGGCCGCGAACCCUAAACGGCGUUUACCACGGGCUAUCGGCAUUUUUCCGGUUUUCCAGUCAGGGCUUCCACUCGAAUGAAUGGGGGGAGCGAAGUCUGUCUACAAAACAAAUGACUGCGCCUUCUUCAUCGGGCUGUCGCGUGCCCUCUAUGUGUGUGUGUACUGCCGCUUGCGUUGUUGUCGGCUUUCGAGGAGCAUCUGGAAAAAAAGCUCAGUCCUUUGGCCUUUUGCGUCGUAGAAAAAAGUGACUUUCCGUUGACUUUCUCGAAAGCACGUGGAUUGUCUGGCGUCGAGACACUGCGUUUUCCAUAAAAGAGUGACAGGGCGCCUUAACCGCUCUCUAGACUUCCCAGAAGUCUCACCCCUCGGGUGCCUGUCCGCCGCGUUUCUUUGCCCGUCUCCUCACAAGCAGCUCGAGAUCGUCGACGUUUGUUUUUUUCCCCCAACCGACUCCAGCCUCUGUAAUUUAUUUCUUCAACGGUUCUGAAGUCGCAACGGUUAGCUGGUUCUGCAGGGAUCUGCGCGCCCCAGCAUUUUCUCCGCGGACGGGCGCUCGUGGUCUGCCCUUGUUUUCCUUUCUCUCUUCACUUCAGUAGCUCCUCGUGGUGCGAGCCUUCCAUUGUCAAAGUUCCGUGUUUCCCAUCUCAAAAUCGCGUUUCGAACCUGCAUCGGCAUCGCGGGCGCGGCGUACUUUGCCGUUGCUUCGUUUCGUAUCCAAGGCCUGCCCGUCGGCGCCGUGCGUCUCAGUGGAAAGCGAAGCGGGAUCUCACUUUGAAUUUUCGACUUCGACGACCGUGCGAACAGCCUGUUUCGCUCGGGGUGUCACGCUACGUCUCUUGCCGUCCGCCUUCCUGUCGCGGCUGCGAGACUUUCGGCGUCGCUGUCGAGAAUGACGAGUGGUUGGAGCGCAGAUUUCCUGCAGGGCGCAUCUGGUGCCUGGAAGCAGCAGCAUCUGCAGCAGCACGAGCAGCUCGCAGAGCGCCUCGCGUUUCUCCGACAGAAAGAAGCCCAGCUGGAGGCUGAGCUUCAGCGCGUUUCUGCUGCCGCGCUCCGCGAACCUCACGCAUCUUCUCUUCUGCCCCCACACGGAGGAGAGUUUCGUUUUUCAGCGGAGGAAGUCCGUACGUCUCUUCCUGCCUCCCCGCGAGGCGUUCCCCUCCCUGGUGUCUCUACAUUCCAGGAGGGUGGGCUAUGUCCAGCGGCGUUCCCGCGCUCCGCGGCCGCGACCCAGGCUUCAAAGGAACUGGCUUCCCCCGCAGGUCCGCAGGUCUCCGCAACUUGCGCUCUCCUCAGUUCUCGAUCUGAAGCUGAGUUGGAGAUGCGCGGUCUCUCGAGUCACCGAAUCUUCGCAGAGCCGCCGUCUCGAAGACCUACGACGCUCACCGCGGCCGCGCCAGACGGAGACCGAGCAGACGCAGGAGACAGGACCGAGAGACCGGAGAGAAGAGACAGAGGAGAGGGAGGAGAGAGGAAGGUGUGCUUUGCAGAGAAGCCGCGAGGUGGAGAGGAGAUAAACAGAGAGGCCUCAAGCCUCAUCUGUGCAGAGGGCGGGGGGGGUUUGGAGGACGAAGGCGGCGGAGGUGGUCGACUGCAACUGCUGGAACAACGACGCAUGCAGUUGCUUCAAGAAAAAGCGACAGUCAAGGAAAUGCAGCAGCAGUACGGACAGCUGCUCGAGGAACUUCAGCAGCAACAACAACAGAGACAACAGCAACUGCUGUUCCAGCUUCAGCCUCCCGAAGGCCUUCACUGCGGACCCGCCGGCAAACAGGCGCUACGCCAGUUCUUCGAACAGGCGUACAUGCUGAGCAGGCCGUCGUGCGCGUCGACGGUCCAGUCGUCUUCGUCGAGCGAUCCCCGUCUGUCGAGUUCUCCUUGUCCGGCAAAGGCGGCGUUUUCUUCUUUCUCUGCUCCCAAUGACCUCCCGUCGACGUUGUCGAGUCCAGCGUCUUUGUUUCCUAGCGCAGCUGCCGUGACUCUCCCUCCUACGAGUUCUUCGACGCAUCCAGUGGCCUUCCUCCCAACGUCUUCGUCUCCUGUCGCCCCGCACUCUGCAUGGUCUUCUGGAGGAGACUGUUCUCGAGGUUCGCCUCCGCUUCUCUCCAACGUCUCUCCGGCCCUGGUCGUGUGUCGCCGCUGGCAGGCGACGCAGGGAUUGGGAGACUCGCGGGCGGCGGCACUCGUCUCGCUGCUGAGGGCGAUGGGCGUGAAGCGAAACGCGACCUACCGGGGCGUCUUCGAGACGGCGUUGAGACCGAAGCUGAUUCUGCGCGCGCUCAAGCUCCGGAGCGUGCUGCGUCGCUUCUUCGGAGACACCCGACGCGGCGCAUGCGCGAAACUCGCGGGCGACAGUCCCGACCGCGAAGGCGUCGACCUCGCCCGGCUCAAGGCCCGCGUCGUCCCCCACCUCGGACCUCAUGGAGAGACAGUCUGGAGCGACUGGCUCUCCGAAGAAGGAGCCGAGAAGAACGCAGCAGAGGCGGCGAAGAGGUUUGGCGCGCAGGCGCCCGGGUCGGAGGCUCGCGCGGCUCAGGGCUCUGCUGGCCAAGGCUGCGAGGAGCAGAAAGCCUUGUUUGCCGAGGAAGAAGAGACGGGAGGCGAGAGGCGCCUCGGCGGAGGUCUGCCGCAACCGCCGACGGACGGCGAGCGCACAGACCACGAGGCUCUACGCGCGAUCGACUUGCUGUACAGAGCAGUGAACCGACUCGCACCGAUGUUUCAGGUCCGCCCUCUCCAGCCGAUUCUCGCCGCGAUGGUCGACGCGCUUCAGCCGCUGCCGCUGCCGCCCGCAGUGCUCAAACUCCUUCUCGACGACACACCGGCAGCUCGCGACUUCUACAAGAUUGCUCACACGCAAACGAAGCACUUGAUUUGGCUUCAGCAACCCUGGAAAUUCUUCGCAGAGGUGUCAGACGAACUCGACGCAUGCGUCGCCAUUCUGAACGCGACCUCGGGGGUCUCCGCCCGCGACCCCAAAGGGCCGCUGUCUCUCUCUGCGCCUGCGUGUUCGAAGGAGCUGGGGGGAGAGAAGAGCUCGGGGCGCCUUGUGCCCGGCCUUGGCAGACAAGAAGGCUCUUCUCGAGGACUGGAUAGUUCUUUUUCCGGAAUCGAGGAGACGGUUAUCGAGGGUGCGUCUCCCGGCGAGCUUCUCGAGAAGCACAUUCAGAGACUUUUGGAUCUGGUGGACGGGAACCCUGCGAUCUACAGUCUUCUCAUGUUGUUCCUUCGACUCAAGUUCAUUCUGUCGCUUCUCCCGCCGCGCGAAUACGUGAUUGACUUGCGAACGAAAGCUGGGAAGAACGCGCAACUCGCGGGCCCUGCACUCCUUCCUUCUGGAGGCGAGAAAGGCUGGGGAGGCGCAGCCGGCGGACACUAUAUUCCGAUCGUUCGCAUGGCUGACGGCGCGGAGGCGGCGUCGGGGUUUCCUCGACGUUGUGUGGCGCCUCGAGUUUCUUCUCCGGAGAAGAAGCUCGAGGCGCCGCUUGUUAAGUCGCUUGCUGGAACUUCCAAGUCGCAGUCGCGCUCUGGCCUUCCUCAGUCGCCAGGGCCGGCCGAAGUGAGUGCGAACAGCGACCCGGAUUCGGGUGUAUGUACACCGGCGGACGACGGCGACAACAAGGACAAACAGGCCGCGUCGAGCCUGCUUCUCCCCGAGCGCGAGGGAGGCGUCGACGGCUUCAGCCAAGGCGACGAAUGUGCACCGGACGGAGGCGGGCAGAAGGGAUCGAACGGAGACAGACAAGAGAGAGAGCAGCGCGGAGAAAGAGAUCAAGGAGGCUCACGGGGAAGCCGAGGAGCCGCACUGGAACUUGGGCCGGGCAAAGAAAGAAGCUGCGAUUCGAAAGACUCUGGAGGAAGGAAGUCGUGCGUUUCUCGCGCUCGGCUCGCGGCGCGGCUGUGGCCGCAGGCGGAGUGUCAGUGGAGUCAUCUGCGGUGUUUGCUGGCUGUGGGGUACCGCGACAGAUUCCACUGCGACGACGCAGAGAUGCGGAGCGUGGACGCGUCCUGGGCUUUGGUUACUCUUGUGGCAGAAGUGAUUAAAACGGGAACGAAUUCGCGGGAGAGUCUCCGGCGGCGCGACGACCUCUUGAAACCGGCGAAGACUGUCUCGACUCCGACAGCAGAGACUGCUGAGAAGGGUCUGCACAUCAAGUCGAGCAACGACUUGCUCGAUGUCUGCCUCAUCUGCAUGCAUCCGCUCUUCCUCCAAGCGGUCGCCGAGGCGCUGGCCUUCGCUUUCUACCGGCCAGACUUCCACCCUUUGAUCUUUCGAAGUCAGGAACGGAUCUGGCGAGCCUUCGCCGUCCUGGGUCUGUCGGCGCCCUACGUCGGGCUCACGAAGUUCAUCCUCGAGUCGCGACCCUCCGGUCAAACGAACUCUCAGGCGUCGAACGCCUUUCAACUGCAGAGCAGUUCUGCAGUCCAUCCCACAGCCCCGCUGUCUCCGUCGGCGAGUGUGGGUGCACCCGCUCUUCCCCUCUCUCUGGAUCCUGCGGUUUCGCUGGAAGCCGCGCCUGCUGCUGCAACGCCUGCGUCGUCUGCGCGCUCGCAUGAAGAGCCUUCGCCGUGUGUCUCGUCUUCCCAUCCCUCCCCUGCUGGGCGUCGAGAAUCGUUCAGCCUGGAGACUUUGAGAACUCUGGGGCCUUCAAGGGAGACAAGUUCAACUCAGAUGUCUUUGCGGCAGGGGGUCCACGUUUCAGGUGAAGAUGGGGAGGAUGUUCGUGAGAGAAAACUUGCGGGUCCGGACGAGGUGGCGAGUGCACAGAACUCCUCGGACGUUGGACCUGCUGCAUCCCUGCCGUCUUCGCUGUCACUCCGAGCGGCGGCGGCUCCCGGAGGAGACGCGUUCACCUCUGCCGGGACGCUCGGGAGCAAUUUUCCAGGCUUUCCAGGACCUUCUUUUCAAAGCGCGCCGCCCUCGACUACCUCCCCGUCUCUUCCGCCCGAGCGCGAAGGCUCCGUCGGCUUCCCGCCGUGUCCGCCCUCCCCAGGUGUACGCGCACUCGGACCGCCUGGGCCAGGGAGUUGUCGACUCCAGAAGCGAGACUUGGGCAGUGUGGAAGCUGAUCGGCUUCCAGGUGGAAAGGCGCCUGACGAUCCUCGUCAGAAGCGUCGAAAGGCGGGAGGCGGCCUGGACAUUCCUCUCUCGAAGCUGGUGGCGUACGCGGCAGGAAGUUCCUCGACUUUCUCUGGAUCUCUGGGGGUGCCGCCGACCGAGUGUGUGUCUCCGCGUCCACCCGUAAAGACAGGUUUGUUUUGGCGCUCUUUGGAGGACUUGACGAGCACCCAGUCGUUUCUCUCCGCCUACCUCCCGCGCUUCCACAGCGCCCUGUACACGCAGAGCACGCAGCGUCUGCAGGCCUUCUUCGACCUCGCCCGCGCCGCAGCCACUGCGAGUUCGGAAGAGCGAAACUGUUCGCUGGCCGAGGCAGUCGCAGCAGCUGCACUCGCGGGCAGCGAGUGCGACUUGCUCUCUGCCUCAGCGAGUUGGAGCGCCGAAGACAACGCGCUCAAGCUGCGCGCCGUUCCUUCCAAACCGGCUGCGCUCCUGGAGACGCUGCCUUGCGAGUCGGGGACGGCGGGCGCGCCAGACAGUCAACGAGCUGCAGCGAUUGUCGGCGGCUUGAAGACUCCCCAGGGUGCCCUUCUGAAGGAUCGACUUCGAGAGCUUGCUCGAGAGGCGGCGGGUGCGUGGUUGCCUGGACUGGGUGCGCCGGACCUGCCCCGCGGAGGCCAUGCGUCGACAGAAGAAGAGGGUCUCCAGGACGCGCAUAUCCCUCUCGACUGUCUCUCCGCGACCAUUGCGGCGCUCACGCUCCCGCAUCCCGGCGAGAGUGGCCUGGCGGCCGCAACGCAAGGCUCGCGUCCGGACUCUGGGCGCUGCAAGGAGGAAGACAGCGAGAACACCGGAGAGCCGCAGCCUCUCGCAGCGGGUGUCUCUCCACCUGCGCACCCUGUAGAGAAUGUGCCAGUGGGAGAAAAGGCCUCUGAGACUGCAGACGCGCUCCUGGCGAACCUGCUAGGGAAGCCUCUCCCGCCAGUUGCCGCGAGUCCGCGAGAAGGCCAGACCCGCCUCAGUCUCCCUCCUCUGGCCAAGGGGGCAGCAGUCGCGACAGCCGGGACCGGAGGCGUGGUGGCAUUUUGCGCGAGAUUUCGCGCGGCUGUGCAGAACUGCGGGGACGAAGGUGUCUGUCGAAGACUCCUCGUUGCAGGGCGAACAGAAAUUGUGCUGGCCAGGCUGGUUCUCACGUGUCUUCUGCCACUCACCUCCAAGUCCGAAGCUUUUCGCGCUCUCCAGCACAGCAUUCUCCGCCGCGUCGCGUCCCAGGCUCAGACGCUGCUUCUUCUCUCGUCGGAGAAGACAGGCAGGGAGUCGGAGGGAGCCGCUGAGAACAGCGAGGAGACAGAGUCACAUGCAAGUCGAGACUCCAAAGCACCUGAGAAGAAAGUUUCGCGGGGUCGUCUCCUUUCUCUCGCAGAAGUCGACUGGCUCUUCCUCAUGACCCUGCGAACUUUCGUUCGCCUGGCGUCUCUGCCGCACGACGGAGAUGAUGUCCCAGGGAGUCCGCUCGACAGAGAAGGAGGAUCUGCAGAGAGCAUGCCUCCCGGAUUUUUCUGGCCGAAUGUCUUGGUGGAGUUGACGAAGCUGUUGAGUCUCCUCGCGGAACGCCAUCCUCUCUUUCUGCAGUUCACCGUCGACCUCCUCAAGGUGCCGGCAGUUGUGCGCGCCGUUGGCGCACGGGCCUCCAAUCUCCUGAUGCAUGCAUGGAAGCAGGGGAAGCAACAUUUCAGCAAGCGACCUAGGAGCGCUGAAAGCCUCAUGUUCGCUAAGAGUUUCGGAGAAGCCAUGCGCCUUUCUCGAGUGGACAUAUCUCCGGCUGAGCUUGCUGAGCUCACAGGCCUGCCAGGAGUCGACCUUCCGCCUAGCCACAUGGCGGCGUCGACGGACUCCGCACCGCCGGUCGAGCUUCUCCAAACCUGGCCAGAAGCACGGUCAACAGAGAGCGGAGUUUAACUGCAGCUGCGCCACCCACGUUUCUCAGUUCGGUGACUCCAGUUAAGCGCCGCGAUACCACGAGCAGGCGUUCCGAAGUUCGUCGCAUGCACUCAGGUCACGGGUUGGUGGCGACUCGAGAGGCUGAUGGGUUGUGAGCAGAAAUCCGUCGGGUCCUGUGGGGUAGCAGAGUUGAGGCAAGUGAGGAGAAGGGAAGUUGCAAAGAAAAGGGAUGUUUAGCAGGGAAGUUCGCGUUUCCCGUCGCGGUGCCGGGUUUAUUUGGGUUAAGAAACAUGGAUUCUACUCGAAAUGCGCUGUCUCGACCUAGGCACUUGUUCUGCGGCACCGCUUCCCUGGCGCGCCUCAUUCGUGCAGGCCAUAGGGAAGAGAGGCAAAUAAGGCGUUUCAAGUUCAAGGUUUUACGCGUUCCGUUAUCAGGCGAGUGGCGCACUCUCGACUGCCGCGAGGAAAAUGGACAUCUGCAUGCGUUCGCCUUUCGCAAGUGCGUCGGACGCACAGCGUUGCUCCCAUGUUCGCGGUGGCGGCACAGGCAGGUACCUGCCUGUGGAUGGCCAAGUCCGAUCCGCGGAACAGGCGUUUUUGUGGCUGUGUAGCUGGUUGCUUCAGAGAGUUUUGAGCACAGAUCGCCGCAUGGUCGCUCCUGCGAUGACUCAGUAUUCGGUGACUGCACCGGCUUUCCACUGAGGAAUGAACCUCUCUGUGCCAUAGACGUGGAGUCUGUUUCAGCGCCAACUGCCAAGCG